Molecule: messenger RNA, 993 nt
Organism: Puccinia triticina
Lineage: Eukaryota; Fungi; Basidiomycota; Pucciniomycetes; Pucciniales; Pucciniaceae
Exons: 3
Coding region: 1-993 (330 amino acids)
Molecular function (GO): protein serine/threonine phosphatase activity
Source: RefSeq, a predicted model, not a curated record
AUGGCAUUAGGAAAGAGAAAGAUGAACACAAAAAAAGCCAAACCAAGCUCAAAGAAUAAAAAGCCCAAACAAGUCGAUGCUAGCAACCCGAGCCCAGGCAGACUCUCCAGUCAAUCGACAGAUGGUGAUGAUACCAAGGAAAACGCAGCCUUAGAUCCAGGAAACUCAUCCGAUGACCAGGAUGAUAAGACUCGGACCGUCUCAGAUCCGGCCGUCUCUCCCGCCACGGCCGAGGAUCCGGCCGCCGCCACCGCUGAUAAGGAAGCGGCAGAAGACCUCUUCAAAGGAUCCGAGACAGUCGAAGAUUCGGUGCUCGAUGGUUAUUACUGCAUCCAGAACAUGGACGGCUUCGAAAAGUGGAUCCGCGAGCGCAAGUCGACACUUUGCAAGCCUCCUCUUGACCCCAAGAAAAAAGUACUCGUGCUGGACCUCGACAACACCUUAAUUUGCAGGGACAAACACCCCUACGAGUUCAUCGUGGACUGCAAUAACGGGUGUCGCUACCCCGUUAGUAUCCACCCCGCAUGCAUUGCCUUCCUGCACGAGAUGAAGGCUCACUACUCCAAGAUCGCCAUUUAUACCUCAAGCUCAGCCGUCUACGCGUCAAAAAUCUGCGACAAAAUGACGACCCGUUACUUACAGGCCUAUCCGGACAACAAAACCCCGUUCUUCACAAUCAUGUCGGCUAACGAUUGCCCCAGCGUGGACGGGAUGCGCUCGAAGGACCUGUUGUUGUUUGGAAGCUUAGAAGACGUGGUGUUUGUCGACGACGACCCCUACUACUCGUUCAGGUCUCAGAACGAUAACGUGAUACACGUCCGUCGAUACCACGGUGAAAAAUCGCAAGAAGGCGGUCUCAUGGCCAUCGCACCCCUGCUCACCUAUCUCAGCUCGGUCAAAAGCGUCCCCGACACCAUGCGCAAGUUGAAGAAGGUUUGGCACAACGCCGGUCUCGUCAAGAUAGUCCAGUGCGUCCGAGGCGUUACAUGCUAG